Nannospalax galili (Upper Galilee mountains blind mole rat) is the source of this 438-nucleotide messenger RNA. RefSeq names its product prolactin induced protein (gene Pip). Gene Ontology annotation, molecular function: aspartic-type endopeptidase activity. Gene Ontology annotation, biological process: regulation of immune system process; proteolysis. The transcript has 4 exons. Bases 1 to 438 code for a protein of 145 amino acids. The record is from RefSeq and is a predicted model, not a curated record. Lineage: Eukaryota; Metazoa; Chordata; Mammalia; Rodentia; Spalacidae. Gene Ontology annotation, cellular component: extracellular region.
AUGACUUCUCUUCGAGUUCUUUACCAGCCCUGCACUGUUGUGCUGCUCCUGGUUUUGUGCUUAAUUCUGGAGACAGGACAGGGCCAGGAAAACAGGGACAAUCUACUUUCAUUGAAUAUGUCAGUUUCUCAGUUGCAAAGGGAAAAUGAAUUUUCAGUAACAUUUACUGUUACAAACAACAUGGAUAAAUGCAUGGUGGUGGAAAUCAGUACUGAGGACAACCCAAACAUCACGUACCUUACUGCUCAUGCAAAGUACACUGCUUGCAUAUGUGACACACACAACUACUUCUGGGAUAUCGAUGCCUCUGCAAAUACUGUCAUACGAGGGAAAGCUGAAGUUGUGUCAGCUAAGAAUAUAUGUCCUGAUGGGGAGAUACUGUACCCAGAAACUGGCUUCAUGAAAUUUGCUACAGCUGAUAUCAUUGUAACACCGUAA